Messenger RNA from Micromonas commoda, 750 nucleotides. RefSeq names its product unc-50 family protein. Lineage: Eukaryota; Viridiplantae; Chlorophyta; Mamiellophyceae; Mamiellales; Mamiellaceae. The transcript has 3 exons. The record is from RefSeq and is a predicted model, not a curated record. Gene Ontology annotation, cellular component: Golgi membrane. The coding region runs from base 1 to 750 and encodes 249 amino acids.
AUGAACCACCCUUUGAAGAAGGAUGCGAUGAGCCAGAAGGGGGCGUAUCGGGGAAGCGGGUUUCCCACGUACGUCAGGCGACUGAUGAAGUUCCGUCAGAUGGACCUGGAGUACACCUUCUGGCAGAUGUACCUCAUGUGCACGAAUCCCAAGGUGGUGUACAGGCACACGAUGUAUCGCAAACAGACCAAGAACCAGUGGGCGAGGGACGACCCGGCGUUCGUGGUGUUGACGGCGAUCAUGGUGUUCGCGGUGUCGAUCCUGUACUGUUUGUUCUACAGCCGCAGUCUCGGUCAGGCGGCGUACGCGGUGGUAAGGUCGGUGCUGGUGGACUUUCUGGGCGUCGGCGCGGGUGUCGCGACGGCGUACUGGUACGUCGCCAACAGGUACAUGCGGGAGGGGGUGAACCACUCGCACGCGGUGGAGCAGAGGGUCGAGUGGAUGUACGCGUUCGACGUGCACGUCAACGCCUUCUUCACCCUGUUCGUCUCUCUGUACUGCGGGCAGCUGGUGCUGUCGCCGAUCCUGAUGAUGAACGGUUUCCUGCCCAGGUUGCUGUCGGGGGCGCUGUACGGCGUCGCGCUGUCCUAUUACCACUACUGCGUCUUCUGCGGGUACAACGUGCUGCCGUUCCUGGAGCACACGGCCUUGCUGGUGUAUCCCAUCGCCUUGAUCAUGCUCGUGACGCCGCUCGCGAUCCUGGUCGGUUUCAAUCCCACCAAGUUCGUGUUGGGCAUCUAUUUCCACUGA